GCCAUUUCAGCACGCUAAAUUGAGCACAGCCGCGAGAGAGGGUAGAAAGAUUGAAUGUCGUGAACGUCCAAACCUUUCAGCAAACUGACAAAAUUACUUUGAGGCCUCGGAGUAGUGUUGGGGGGAGGUGAGGAAGGGCAGCGUUACCAGUCGAAAUUUUGUGAAAGCAGGCUUAGGGUAGAAAGAAGUCAUUCUGUGGAUCGCAUAGAAAUACAUGUAUGUAUGUUUUUUCGGGCUACUUUUAACGAUAGGAAAGGGGCCAACCAAACCAAAUUUUACUAACCCUGAAUUCUAAUUCCAACUCACCCGACCCCCCUCCCCCCACUACGUUCUCCAUCUCAUAGGGGUCCACAGAGGAGCAGAGUCAGCCAAGCCAAAGCAAGCGUUUCUUUUCCGGUUCCUUCCGCACUCUGACCGCGCGUAAAUUGGAGCGAGAGCAAAAACUCGACGAAUCCCCUGCUUCGUUAACCUGCUUCGUUGACCUGCUUCAUCGAAUUUAGGAAUAUACUCUCCUCCCAUCGCUUCGACCGGUUUAGGCACCUUAUGGAGCGAUUGUAAACAGUGUCAUGUAACAGUCACGCUAAGUCUACUACCUUCAAUUUACAACCUGCAAGCUGCAACCUGCAAAUUAUACCUGCGGAGGUGAACGUGAGCCUGCAAGGUCCAAGAUGGAGAAACCGGUCGAAGUAAUCGUUAUUGGAGGCGGAAUAAGCGGUCUCUGUGCAGCUAAACUGCUUGCUCUUGAACAUGGCGUGAAUGUUACUGUUUUGGAGGCAAGAAAUCGUGUCGGAGGAAGAACUAACACUUUAGAAGACCCCAAAUUUAAAUACGCUGAUUUAGGUGGAGCGUACGUUGGGCCAACUCAGAACAGAAUUUUACGUGUCGCGAAAGAGUUAGGAGUUCAAACUUACAAAGUAUACAAUGAAGGCAGUAUUGUUGAGUUUCUGGAUGGAAAGAGGCGAGUAUUUUCUGGAGAUAUGUCGACGUGGAAUCCUGUCGCAAUUUUAGAUUAUUACAACAUGAUUCGUACUUUGGAUAAAAUGGGCGCAGAAAUCCCCCUGGACGAACCUUGGAAGGCGCCAAAAGCUUCCCAAUGGGAUAGCAUGACGGUAAAGGAGUUUCUUGAUAAGAGGUGUUGGACAAAUUACGCUAAGAAGCGCAUGGUACAAGUCUACAAUGAUGCUAUGGCCGCAGAACCCGAGGAUAUGUCUUUGUUGUACUAUCUGUGGUACCUCAAGUCAGGGGAUGGAGUUCUUAGGGUCGCUGCUAUUGAGGAUGCCGGUCAGGAAAGGAAAUUCAACGGAGGGUCUCAACAAAUUAGCAACAGAUUAAAAGACAAGCUCGGAGAUAGGGUAAAUAACGUUUCCAUGUAGCUAUUUGGCAGUACGUGUAAUA
Molecule: messenger RNA, 1395 nt
Organism: Orbicella faveolata
Lineage: Eukaryota; Metazoa; Cnidaria; Anthozoa; Scleractinia; Merulinidae
Product: amine oxidase [flavin-containing] B-like
Molecular function (GO): oxidoreductase activity
Source: RefSeq, a predicted model, not a curated record